CCCAUUUAGCAUUGCCGAUUGUCUGAGUCUCCCUCCCUGUCCGAUCACUCCUUCUUUACUUCUUCUGCAAGCUGCAGCUAUGACUGCAUCAUAUCUUCCAGCGACAACAGACUCAAUUGCUCUGGCUUCAAAAGCUGAGGACCCUUUUGAGGCCAUUUCCAUCCUACACAAAAUACUUGAAAACCCUUCUUCUUCUCCGGAUGCUAUUCGCAUAAAGGAACAGGCUAUUACCAUUCUAUCGGACCUUUUCACACAACAUAACAUGGCUGAGGAUCUUCACGCUCUUCUCUCUCAGUUGAGGCCUUUCUUUGCCGUGAUCCCAAAGGCUAAAACUGCCAAAAUCGUCAGGGGAAUAAUCGACUCUGUUUCCAAAAUACCUGGAACAUCUGAUGUCCAAAUUGCUCUUUGCAAAGAACUAGUGCUGUGGGCUCGUGCCGAAAAGCGUGCUCUCCUGAGGCAGCGGGUUGAGACAAGGCUUGCAGCUCUUUUAGUGGAAACUAAGGAGUAUUCGGAGGCACUGGCCCUGCUUACCAACUUGGUAAAAGAGGUAAAGGGAGUGGAUGACAAGCGACUUCUUGUGGAAAUACUCUUGCUUGAGAGUAAGCUACACUAUUUGUUGAAGGACCGUCACAAGGCGAGAACUGCUCUCACAGCUGCUAAGAAAGCUGCGAAUGCUGUCUAUAUGCCACCAACUCAACAAGGUGCCAUUGAUUUGCAUAGUGGGAUUCUCUUUGCUGAGGACAAGGAGUAUACAACAGCUUAUAGCUAUUUCUUUGAAGCAUUUGAGGCAUUUAAUGUUGUUGAAGACCCAAGGGCAAUUUUCAGUCUUAAAUACAUGCUAUUGUGCAAGAUCAUGACGAACCAAUCUAAAGAUGUUGCUGGGCUGAUUUCUUCUAAGGCAGGCCUUAAAUAUUUUGGGCCAGAACUGAAUGUCAUGAAAGCAGUCGCCGAUGCUCAUUCCAACCGAUCUUUGAGGUCCUUUGAAAAGGUGCUGCGGGAUUACAGGUAUCAGCUGGAGACAGACCCAACUAUCUACAAUCAUCUCUCAUCCCGUUAUGAAGCUCUUGUGGAACUAAACCUGUGUAGAUAUAUUGAGCCUUUCUCAAGGGUCGAGAUUCCACACGUUGCUGGGCUGAUUGAUUUGCCUGUUGACUUUGUGGAGAAAAAGCUGGCACGAAUGAUUCUGGACAGGAAGUUUGUUGGGAUACUGGACCAAGGUGCUGGACAUAUCAUAAUAUUUGAUGAACCCAAGAAGGAUGCUCUCCUCCCUGCAGCUCUGAAAACCAUCUCCAGCAUUGGCAAGGUUGUGGACAGCCUUUUUGUCAAAUCUUCCAAGAUUGUGCACUGAAGUGAUUUGCAUUGCUUGAGUGCUGCAUGUUGAUUUCCAUUUCCAGUCCUUUUGUUAAAAAAUAGCCUGUAGACACUUGACAGUGUUUUGGUUCCAAACUCAUGUUCCUGAAUUCCUUUGCUAGUUAACGGUUGGCUGAUGUUACAAUUGGUA
Molecule: messenger RNA, 1501 nt
Organism: Populus nigra (black poplar)
Lineage: Eukaryota; Viridiplantae; Streptophyta; Magnoliopsida; Malpighiales; Salicaceae
Product: 26S proteasome non-ATPase regulatory subunit 11 homolog
Exons: 2
Coding region: 80-1348 (422 amino acids)
Biological process (GO): ubiquitin-dependent protein catabolic process
Cellular component (GO): proteasome regulatory particle, lid subcomplex
Molecular function (GO): structural molecule activity
Source: RefSeq, a predicted model, not a curated record